GGGAAGGAGCUCAUCAGAAAAGAGAGAGAGAGAAAGAGAGACGGUAAGGGAAAAGAGAAUGCAGUUAAGUGAGAGGGGAAACAUUUAUAUUUUACUAGGCAGAAAAUAGUGUGGAGGGGAGACCAGGGGGUUACAAAGAAGAAAAAAAGAAAUUUGCUUGGUGACCUGAGAAAGACACAUCCUUUUCUUGGACUCAUAUGCACUACUGUACUCUAUUAAGAGCGUACAGUAUAAAGCAGUAUUUAAAUUAAACUCUGCAACGCAUUUCAAGACUCAGCUUGCCACACAACCUUCCUGGAUAUUGGACUGAAGCACCAGAAAGGACACACAAGGUUUCCACAAUGAAGUUUCUUGCCAUAAUUUUUAUGGUCUCCCUCUGUGAUGUCUCAUGGACACAGUAUUAUGAAUAUGAUUCUCAUUGGUGGAUUGCUUAUUUGCACAGUCAGCAGUACAGUUAUGGUCCCUCCUAUGGUCCCUCCUAUGAUUAUGAUCCAGAUCCCCCAAGGCCAUCUGUCAGUGACUGUCCACCAGAGUGUGAAUGCCCCCCAAGUUUUCCCGCUGCUUUGUAUUGUGAUGGGCGCAACCUGAAAUAUUUACCUUAUGUUCCUUCUCGCAUUAAAUAUGCCUAUUUCCAGAACAACCAAAUUACUGCUAUUCCAGAUGGUGCAUUUGAUAAUGCCACUGGACUGGUGUGGCUGGCUCUGCAUGGGAAUCAGAUUUUAAGUGAUAAAGUUGGCAGAAAGAUUUUCUCCAAGCUUCGGGGGUUGGAGAGACUUUAUAUGCAAAACAAUAAUUUGACCCGCAUUCCUAGUGGCUUGCCUCGCUCACUCCGUGAACUACAUCUCUCUGCUAAUCAAAUAAACCGGGUUCCUGCUAAUGCCUUGGAAGGUUUGGAAAAUCUAACUGCUCUGUAUCUUCAUGAAAACCAGAUUCAAGAUGUGGGACACUCAAUGAGAGGUCUGAAGUCUUUGGUGCAUUUGGACCUUAGCAACAAUCAGCUUCGUAAACUACCAGAUUCCCUUCCAGACUCUAUUGAGCAGAUAUAUUUAGAGUACAAUCAACUGAGUACUGUAUCAAGUGAUUACUUCAAGGCUUACCCAAAAUUACAAUAUGUUAGAAUAUCACAUAACAGACUUACUAGUGAUGGGUUGCCUGGAAACACAUUUAAUACCAGUAGCCUUGUGGAGCUAGACCUAUCUUAUAACCAACUCCACCGUAUACCACCAGUUAGUACCAGCUUGCAGCAUCUGUACUUGCAAGGGAACCAGAUUGCAGAAUUUACAAUCAAAAGUUUCUGCACGCAUGUGGACAUCACCUCCUUUUCCCAGCUGCAAAUUUUACGUUUGGAUGGUAAUGAGAUCCAAAGUAAUAAUAUUCCACCAGAUACCCCCUUAUGUCUGCGAAAUGCUGAUAUUAUCAAUAUGUAGUUAGCAAAGAGAAGAUAUGACAUAUAUGCUUUAUUAAUUUCUUCUAUCUGCUCACAAGUCUCUCAUUACUGGAAGUGAAGCAUGGAAUAUUAUAUUAAAGGCAGAAUUUAUAGUUUGCAGACUGAUUAAUAAUGCAUCGCUAAUAAGCUAACAGAGUCGUUGUUAGAUUACUUACACCACUCUGAAGAUACUCUAAACUCGAUUGUAAUAUCAUUGUGCACAGAACAAGCUGAUGUAAUAAUGUAAUAAUUACAAUGUCUUAAAGGAGUUGUCUCACCUCGAACAUUGGUGGCAUAUUGCUAGGCAAUGGGGGUAAUUUAUAAACCUGAAAUACACGUAUAUUAGACAAAUUUUAAGGUGCAGAUUGGGAUGCAACGGUUAGUUGCGCCUCAAUCUGUGACUUUUCCCCACUUACACCAGGUCUAGAAAAUGGUUUAGGCUUAGAAAAUGGCCUAAAUAUAAAGCAGCUCAGAAGCUGUCUUACAUUUAGAACUAUUACGGGAUGUGCC
Molecule: messenger RNA, 1936 nt
Organism: Bufo bufo (common toad)
Lineage: Eukaryota; Metazoa; Chordata; Amphibia; Anura; Bufonidae
Gene: FMOD
Product: fibromodulin
Exons: 3
Coding region: 342-1427 (361 amino acids)
Molecular function (GO): protein binding
Source: RefSeq, a predicted model, not a curated record